GCAUUUAUCUUGAAUAAUGUCACUAUUUAAAAUCUGUAACUGGUGGAAAACUCAGUGUCCCGACGUGGAACCCAACUACGAUUCAUUUUCCGUCCACUGCACACGGUUGUGCCUGGAGGAAGGUGAAAAAGAUAGCAUAAUCGUGGGCUCCCAUUCGGGUCACCUAUCGAUUUACCAGCCAUCGAGUAGAAGCACAGCGGACGGAGAAUCUGACGAGGAUCAACUCUUUGAAAAUGUGUUCCAGUAUUCAGAUGUGAUAUUGGAAACUAAAUUAACACUUCCUGUCAUUGGAAUAACGAGUGGAAAAUUUACUACAGCGGCCAAAGCGGACCCAAAAUUACACAUUGCUGUGUUGCAUCCAAUGAAGGUGUGCAUUUACCAACUUUUAACGCUGGAUGGCAUUGCUGACCAUGGCGAUCAUACAAAACUGAUGAUGCUAUACGAGCACCCUCUCGGCAAAGCAGCAUUUUCAUUAUGUCGGGGAAACUUUGGGGGUGUUAAAGGGCGCGAUUUCCUCUGCAUUCAACACAUGGAUGGUUCCUUGAAGUUUUUCGAACAAGAUGGAAUAUCGUUCGAGCGUGAUUUGCCAGGUGAACGGAACAUUCCCUCGCCGAUACAUUACAUACCCAGGACCGAUUGUUUCGUAACGGUGUCCCCUGGUUGGGAUCUUGAGUGCUACCGAUACCAAGAUCUUUCUGAGCCAAAUGUCUCGCUUCGAAGAAAUGAUCCCAUCUGGUCGCUGUGCAUCGGAGAAUAUGCACUGGAUUUGAAUGUGCAUCAAGUAUCAAAUGUGGAGUCGGUUAUAAUAGUUUUGGGAGAGAACAAUCUAUUUUGCCUAACAGAUACCGGAAAACUGAAGUUUAUCAAAAAACUGGAUUACUCACCCAUCUGUUUCUUCUCUUUCGUCAUCGGAUGGUAUUGGGAACCAGAUGCUCGACUUAUGAUAGCAAUAGUGUCGGAAAGUGGUUCCUCACUGCUGUAUGAGGGUUCCCAAAUAGUUUGGUCUGCAGAGCUACCAGAAGUACCAGUGGCAUUGUCACGUGCCAAUGUAUCUGGAUUGCCAGGGGCACUUGUGACGCUAGACAACACCGGUGUCCUUAGCGUGGGCUUCCUCGGUUCGGAGCCCCAUCUCUUCAAAGUACCUCCGUUGAACCUCGCUCCUUUGGAGGUCGCAAAAUGCCAAAAGGAAAUGAUGGAAUUGGAAAAGGAAAUUCGAGCCGGAGUUGAUUUUAGCGAUAUUGCCUUGAUCAAUGCUGCCACGGAACGGGACGUAGCAUUGCACGCUAUACUCGAUCCGAAGCUUGAACGAUGUACCUUUUCUACUAACAUCUCAACCGAGGAAAUAAGUGUCAGCAUGUGUCAAAUUGUAGUAACAGCAACAACCCGCAUCAAUCUAGAAUUGCUUCAAAUAUGCGUUGCAACAGAUCCAGCACUAAAGUGUAGCAAAGAGAUUUUCAUGUUUCGCGAUAUCGGAGCCGACAAGGUUCAAAAGGUAGAAACCUGGAUCUAUCCUUUCGAGGCAGCAAUUCCAGCUGGCUUAACGGUUCAUGUUUCAUGCUCUUAUACCAACAAGCAAGGCAUCUCAAGGGUGCUUCAAAAAUGUGUCAUUCUACCGCUGGAAAUGUUUGUUAAAUCAACUCAGGCUUCUAAAGAAGCCAGUCAUAAGGUUACGCUAACAGUUCACAACUCGAAUGAAGGACUUGUUAACCUGUUUCCGGAAUUCUUUAGUGAAGGAAGUCCGCACGCCCUAGGAUUGCUGUCGGUCAUAACAGGGAGCAAGGCCACCAUUGUGGCAGCGAAGAACUCUAACCGUUACAGGGUACAAUCAGAAGAUCUGUCAGCAAUACCGUUGAUAAUUUCUGCACUUAUUGAGCGAAUACAGCGACGCAACGGAAGUAACACUGAUCCGGAUAGCAAGAAACCUAUUUUAAAAGUUUCCAUUUCAUCAAGCCCCCCGAUCGAAGGAUUAUUGGAGGAGAUCGAUAAACAUUACAAUCUUCGGCUGCAAUACAAAAAAGUGUCGGACGAAUUGGAGGUUCGCACAGGUCAAAUGCGACUUUUUGAGCGUAGAUUUGUCGUUAAGCUGCAGGAACGCUCGUUGCGAGCCUUAGAUGGAAUACUGAUGUUGCUGAAAAAGAAUCACGUUGGAAUAGCUAAAACAUAUGCUGAAUUGAAAGCAAUCAAUUCUCAAAUCAAGAUAUCUCAAAUCCAUCUUUCAGGGCUUUUCAGUUUGUUCGAAGCCUGUUUCGUCCAUUCAGAUAUUUCAGCGAAAUGCCUGGACACGGUCAGAAGCAUUUUUACGACACCCGUGUUUGACUGUUCUGAGCACAGUUGGGAGGAAAUGAUACAACCGAUGUUAAAUUUCUUAUCCCAAAACGGACCCCUCCGUGCAACGACGGGCAUAUCGUCAUUCGAUGAGAAGUACGUGUUUGCCGUGGAUGAUAACUUUCACCUGGAACAGUUCAAGAAACAACUUACGGCCUUGUUUGCUCGUAUCGGCGAGAAGCGUUCCAAAACUAGACGAUCCAGUGCGGAUUUCGAGGAAGAGUUGGAAGAACUUGCUGAUGAAAAUGAAGCAACAACGAGCGAAUGGGUCAGUUACGAGAAACCGAGUGAUAUGCCUCUAUAAUAAGGAUGUUUAGGUUAAGGAAGAUUUAGGUAUGUGCUAAGUGGCUUAGUAGGUGCUUGUCAUCUAUCCUCGUUAUCUCGUUUAAUGUAAUGUGAUAGUGAACGAAA
Messenger RNA from Ochlerotatus camptorhynchus, 2736 nucleotides. It is a transcript of the gene BBS9, whose product is annotated as Bardet-Biedl syndrome 9. Gene Ontology annotation, cellular component: BBSome; membrane. NCBI's taxonomy places the organism in Eukaryota, Metazoa, Arthropoda, Insecta, Diptera, Culicidae. Gene Ontology annotation, biological process: cilium assembly. The record is from RefSeq and is a predicted model, not a curated record. Gene Ontology annotation, molecular function: protein binding. The transcript is spliced from 8 exons. Bases 17 to 2629 code for a protein of 870 amino acids.